UGUGGGGCGUCAUGACGGCGCCCACGCUCGCCCCGCGCCGCCCGCACGCCCUCAAGAGGAAGCUCGGUGGGCCGCGCGCCCUGAGGAACCCCGGCCACGCCCUCAGGAGGAGGCUGGGCUGCGUUCUGCUGCCGCCGCUCGCCACGCAGUCGUGGCUCCCGGCGGGCGCGCUCGAGGACCUGCUCGACCAUGGGAGCGCCGGAGUGAGCACGUGUAGCGGGGGACAUGAAGACUCGGGAGACCUGCAGGACCGCAACAACAACAACAACAACAACAACAACAACAAAAAUAACAAUAACAACAAGAACAUCACCAUGACGAGCGAGGACCUCCUGCAGCCAGGCCACGUCGUCAAGGAGAGAUGGAAAGUGUCCAACUUCAGCAUGGGUCGUCUCCCUCACAACUGCAGGAAGGUAUACAUGCUGGACUUCGGAUUGGCUCGGCAGUACACCAACGCCAACGGGGAGGUGCGGACGCCACGCGCUGCGGCCGGGUUUAGAGGGACGGUACGUUAUGCCUCAAUGAACGCACACAAGAACAAGGAGAUGGGCCGCCACGAUGAUCUGUGGUCUCUCUUUUACAUGAUUGUAGAAUUCGUCAAUGGACAACUUCCUUGGAGAAAAAUUAAGGACAAGGAACAGGUGGGUCUCAUGAAGGAAAAGUAUGACCACCGGCUACUCAUCAAGCACCUCCCGUCCGACUUCAAACAGUUCCUGGAACACAUACAAAACCUUGAUUAUUAUGACAAGCCAGACUAUGCUAUGCUGUCUGGUUUAUUUGAGAGAUGUAUGAAACGUCGAGGGGUGAAGGAGGCUGACCCGUUUGAUUGGGAGAAGACUCCUACCGACAACUCCCUCGGCACAACUACUACUACAACGCAUGCUGUUAUUACGAAGCCUCAGCAUGUGGACAGCCGUUUGGUGUAUGGCGGUGGGGGCGUCACAGACAACAUGCUUGACGACAAUGUCUUGGGCUCAGUGGACAACCAGGAGAACGUGGAGGCGCCCCACGACCACGACCACGACCCCAGGAGACGAAGAAGGCGAGACACCGUCCUACACCAACCCCAGCCGAACAUCAACCAGCAACAGGUGGAGACUAAGGACCGCGUGCUGAACGAUAACAACGUCAAUGCGAACAUCAUCGUCAACAAUGAGAAGGACACGAACGAGGUGGAGAUGUCACCCAAGAAGAGAAAGGUGGAAGAGUUCACCUGCGAGAAGGAAGGAGAAGGAGGUGGGGAGAAGGAGAAGGAGGGUCGCCUCGAGUGUUCUACCGACUGGGAUGGAGACGCGGUCAUGGCCUCCAGACAAGGCCACACCACGCCAAGAGGAGCUGGAAAUGAGGAUAAUAAGAAUAGAAAACCGCUGGCAGUACUAAGGUUAUCGUCAGUAGAUACAGCUGUGGACGAUGUAGAUAUGAAUGUAGAACCUGCUAGCAAGAGGGAAGACCAGUACUCUGUCCAGGAUGGAAGUUACGUUAGCUUCCAGGAUGGAGGACGGCUGGUGAGGAUGGAGCCCAACGCAGGGGGGGUGUCUCCCGGCGGCUCCACACCCCCCACAGAGGGAGACUUCCACCCACACGCUCGCGACCACACCCCACACCGAAGGACCCACCACAAAAGGAGCCUUGGAUUGGCCAGGUUCCACCCAGUUCAGCGAGCGAAGUACCUGGGUCAUCGCGAUGUGUCCAUCACCCAGUUUGCUCUGGCUGACGAUGACAAUGUCUCCCAGCCGGCCACCAAGGGAGGGGGAGGAGGUCUUACUUUGGCCUCACAGUGGAAAUCACAGUUUGACGACUCGGAGGAGACCGAUAAUGAGCUGAAGGCGGACAACCUACAGAGCCCUGAGCACAAGCAACGCCUCACCCUGGUGUCUCCCUCGUCCCACGGUCCCGACAGUACUGCCAUCACCCCCGUGCAGGACGCGGUGCCGGCGGAAAAGUCCCGGCGCGGCGCUGAGCUCUCCAGAAUCAGCGAAGAUGACCGCCAUCGCUCCUCUGACCACCACACCCACACCCAGGUUCCUGACGUGACGAUGGUCGGCGGCAGCGUGGCGGGCAGUCACGGCAUCGAGGAGUUCCGCGUGGUGACCCGCGCCUCCGGCGGCGUGGAGGAGGCCGCCCCCACCGCGGCCUGCCUAGCGCUGGAGGCGACCAAGAACCCCCUGCAAGGCGAGCAGGCGGACCACCCCGGCCUGCCCCGCGCCUGGUCCAACCCGCAGAUCUCCAGCCACAUCCGGCCGGGCCUGGAGCCGCCGCAGAUCCACACCACCACCGUCACCGACGCCGUGUUCGAGGUGGACGUCGCCCGCGGCGUCUGCAUCAAGACGUCGCGGGAGGGCUCGCCUCUCACGCCCGAGCGCCGCCAGAGCAUGCCGGACAUCGGCGUGUGCGAAAACGACGACGUGGGCGAGGACGAGGCGGUCGUCGGGUGCAAGAUCGAGUUCCGAGUGCUCGACAAGGACAGGAAGUUUUCCGAGCCAUCUGGGCCCACCACCAUCGUGGCCAGCCAGACGCGGGUGUCUCGCCAGGAGCUGUCUGCCGUCGUGCCCGCGCCGCCCGCCUUCAACGCGGGGGCCGAGGACACGCCCGCGCCCGCCACUCUCGACCUGCCCCCUAGCGCGUCCGCCAAGGUCACCGCCCUGCAGGCCAGCCCGCACGCGCUGCCCGACGAGCGCUCCGUCUACUACGACGCCCCGCCGCCGGACGACGCGUCGCAGCCCGGCCUCAAGAUCCACGCCAAGUCGACGUCGCCGCGCAGCGACACGAACGAAGAGAGCGCCAAGGGCAGCGACGCCGCCGACGCCGCCGCCAAGGACAAGGCGGACGUGCGGGGCGGCAAGAAGGACGAGGCCCGGCGGCGGCUGGGCGUCGUGGCGCUGCCCAUCGUGCUGGAGGACCACAAGGACCGCGACGGAGAGCCGACCACGCAGUACGACUCGGCCGCCCACCCGCCCGACACCAGCCGCUACGAGUCGGCGGCGCACGACCCGACCGCCGGGCCCACCGCGCAGGAGACGUCCCGCUACGAGACGGUGAUGGGCGCGCCGCCGCCCGAGUCGUCGCGCUACGAGACGGUGAUGGGGCAGCGCGACACGGAGCAGCGGACGCGACACGACACGCUGUGCGAGGAGGACAAGUCGCUCACGUCGGAGCGGAGACGGUCGCUGGAGUUCGUGCUCGAGGAGAAGCUGGACAACGACGACAUGAGAAAGAUCUCGGUGAUCAACCUGCAGGACCUGAACACGGCCUUCCAGGUGUCCACCAUGAUGAACAGAUCGCGCACAGUCACGCCGUCGGUGUCGCCGCGAGGAACGCCUCCGCACAGCGAGAGCGGCGGUCGGCGAAGUCGCUCCUCACGCCACCGCCGCUCCUGCGAGGACCUGCUCGAGGAGGGGUCGGAGGAGUCUUCCAGAACCAACACGCCGCGCCCCACGGACCUCCAGCCUCGGUCUUCCCUGUCCCCCGACACGCCGCGGGGCCCCGCCGCGCGCAAGUCCCCCGCCGCGCAGGAGGACUCCUCGCAAAAAAGCCGCAUUCCUGUGCCUCUCUGGGCCCGCACCGCGAAGGACGGCGAGCCCGACAACAGCCACAACGUGCCCUCCGGAGGCAGGAGUCCGCGCUACUCGGAGGCGGAGCGCGCGGAGGCGGCGCGCAGGAUCUCUGUGGCGCUGGCGGAGAAGGUGACGUCCCCGGGCAACGAGGAGGACUCGAGCACGCGGAGCGGCGCGUCCGAGCACCGGUCGGGGCGGGACCGCGGCUCCUCGCGCGAGUUCCAGCACUCCGUCAGCCAGGAGGACCACUCCGAGGACCUCGCGGACCUCACGCCGGCGCUGCGCAGACGCAGGCAGGGCGUCGAUAAGUACGUCACGGACGAGACGCAGCUCAACCUGCGGUUCCAGCGGCGCCGCACGCGGCCCAUGUCCGACGUCACGCCGCCGCCGCCCGCGAUGCUGCAGACCAGGAACCGCCAAAGCAGACAGCGCGUGUCCAUGAUCGAGGCUGGGGCGGGCGGCCGCUACUUCGACGGCGGCCGGGGCGUGCCUUCUUACCUCCUGAAGCCCCAGCACGAGGAGUCGAGCGAGUCGGAGAGCUCCCACCCCCGCAAGCCGCGGCCCCCCGCCUCCGAGCCGCCGUCCGCCGCCAGGGACGUCACCGCCAGAAUCCGCCGCUACCGCCCCCUGAGCGCGGACAGCAGUGACAACUACCGGCGUCAGCAUCCGCAGCGCACCGUGUCUCCGGACUGACAGGAACCCCGGCCCUAGUCCUCGUCAGGAGGAGGUGUUCGGCUCCCAUACCCCCCCACCUGCAGUCCCCUACCGAGCUGCCACCCAUACCCCCCCUCACACACCACCCAGAAGCGCACAAACUCUCCCCCUCCCCCCGUGGUGGGCGUCGACGCAUGCAAAGUGUGCACGCAGGAGCUCAACAGCCAGAGACGGGCGUUCGACGAGACUUACCUCCCGUACCGGCAGCAGGACCUCCCUUCGCAGCAGCAGGUCGUGUUCGCCACCGUGACCAAACUGAAACACAGGCGCAAGAGAAAGGUGUGUGGGUGCUGGCAGAUCUUCCAGCGCGCCCGUGGCAAGACCCUCACGGCCAACAAGAGCCAGGAGAUCGCCAGAGCGCGGCUCAACAUCUGCUGAAAACGAGGCUUGCAAAGUUGAUCGUCGUCAUCAUCAUCAUCAAGCUUAUUUUGGACUAUCUCUCCGUGUUCAUUUUUUUUUUCUGAAAAGUAAACGGUGCUUUUUGCCUAAGUAGUCGAUGCGAUUUUGAUACUUCUGUCACGUCGAGAAUUCAGAUACGGAUACAUAUAUAUAAUUAUCCUGGUCGUCGCGUUAACGUAAAUGAUGAAAAGACAGGCUGGAAGUGUCUCUUGCAAAGCCACGAUAGCAGUGUGCAGUGCAACACCCGCAAGCACAGAAGAAGACAGGGAAGGAGAAGGUUCCUGGCGCCUCGGGGAAGAAGGGAGGAGCUCGGUCCCCGGCUACACAAAACUGCUUUAGCUCAGAGUGCCACACUUGGGUUAAAAAAGGGUAUUCAAGAGAAAAAAGGUGGAAAUGAGAUUAUAGUUCAUAUAGAUAAAAUAAUAAGUGUGAUAUACGGGGGAGUGUGAUUCGGGGAUAUAUAUAUAUAUAUAUAUAUAUACAUAUAUACAUAUAUACACGGGAGCUGUUUCCUCACACUGAUUGACGGCAGCCUGGCGGCAGUGGACGCUACCGACCGCCAAAAGGACUCGCUCGCCGCCAAAGAAAAGAAAAAAAAGAGACUCAGUUGUCUUAGCAGUGUGAGGAGGGUGCCAUGGGAGCCACACAGUCCUCGGCCACCGCCACGCAGGACCGGGGCAGCGUGACGCGGGAGGUGCCGCCGUCGCUGCGUCGCCGCCGUCGCAUCGUCGUCGGCGUCGGACGUCGCUUUCGCCGUCGCCGUCGCCGUCGCCGUCAUCGUCGUCGUCGGGAACGUCACCUGCACUUGGUUGUGAUAUUUGCUAUGUACGUUUCUGUGUACCAACACUUGCUAGGUUAGGUUAGUAACUGUGCCAUCCUACGUUGCCAUAGACUUUGACUCUCGACCGGUCACGUGACUGGCCACAACUCCCACAGGUCACGAGAGUUAUCUUUUCACUCGAGAAAGACAUCGGUUAUGAUUAUAAUAAUAAUAAUAAUAAUAAUAACAAUAAUACUAAUGAUCUUAGAAAGAAAAUGAAAACUGGAAAUGAAGAAAGGAUGAAAAAAAAACUAUAAACAUUUACUUUUAAUGUACAUUAUUAUUUAGAUACGUAUUAAGGCGCCUACGAUCAAAUAUGUGAUGUAAUAAUCCUUAGUGUUUUUCUCUUGAUCUAGGUACCUGUGUUUUCACUUUUAAAGGGUUCUGGAUGACUGUUGGAAAAUUUAUCAAAAAGAAGCCAUGAGUUUUAGCCUUUGAUAUUGCUGUUAACGAACUAUUUUUUGGGGAAUUACUGCAAUAUAUACAUGUAGAGAUAUAUAUUCUGGUGAAUCUCAAAAAAUAAGGCCACAUGCAUAUUUGCCCCAGAUACUCGGUAGCCCCUUCCCACACUUUCACAAUUGAAGCUUUGUCGUUCUUCUUAUGGUGAUGAUAAGAAAAAUAAAUAAUAAAAAAAAAAAAAACAUUAAUGAUAACUAAUGAUGAAUGCUGUAAGUAUUUCUAAAUAACGGUGCACAUGCAGUACGCUGAUGAUGCAUAUUUUGAAUUUUUUUUUUAUUUAUUUUUUAUUUUUUUUUUAAUCUAUUUAUUUUGGAAUAAGUUUAUUCGAGUCAAAAUGUUGGGUUCCAUUUUGUUGCUCCCCCCUCCCCCCCUCCCCCCAACUAUAGACCCACUUACACCCCCCGUCCCCCCCCCCCUCACCCCUCGUGCCAUCACCUGUGUUGCAGGUUUGUUGAUAAGAAUGCUCCCUAAUGCAAUUAAUUUUUUUUUUUGCGAAUAUUUAGACGUGAAAGAAAUCCAAACAUAAAAGAAACAUUUUUUUGCGAUAAAGGAAAUGAGAAAGAGAGGGAGAGUAGAAGGAGGAGAAGAAGAAGGAGAAGAAGAAGAAGAAGGAGAAGAAAAGCUGGGUCACAUAAGAAGGCGAAGAGAAUGGUAGGAAAGAAAGCAAGGGAAAGGAGAAGAGGCAUAAGAAGAAGAAAUUGACUCGAUAUCGUCGAAAAUGAGCUUAAGAAUCAGGGAGACAACCAAGAGGGCAACACUUCGCAUGAAUGUUGCCGUCUCGCUAUCAGGUCUUUCUAAGUGUCUUGGGAUCAAGUGUAAUUAAUAUAUCUUGUUCGAAAAUGAUAAUGAUAGGACUAAAACUUAAAAAGAAAAUGAAGCAGCUCAAAUGAAAAAAAAUAAUAUGAACGAAAAAAAGCAGCUCAAUCCUUUGUAAAUUGGUUUAAAAAAAAAAGCUAGUCAGACCCCCAUGCGUACCAACAUUACGGGAAUAUACGUACAUAACCUUUUGAAUUAUUGUUUUCAAAUGGUUUUCUUUCUUCACGUAAGCCUGGAGGUUAUUUGAUUUUUUAAAAAUAUUAUUUUUGUCUAUUUUGCAAUUGUGGGUCACUUUGAAGAGAAUCUCUUUUUUUUUGGUCGUGUUGGUAAGCCUUUCUAGUCACGAAUUUUUACCCUUAAAAAAAAAAAAAGGUUUUUCUUCAAAUUGCAUCUCCACUUUGUAAAGAAUGUGUGAUGUGCCCUUUUCAUUAAACAAAACAUUCAGUUAGCACAACAUU
This is a messenger RNA of Penaeus monodon (black tiger shrimp), 7220 nucleotides long. RefSeq lists its product as uncharacterized. Gene Ontology annotation, molecular function: ATP binding; protein serine/threonine kinase activity. Gene Ontology annotation, biological process: signal transduction; peptidyl-serine phosphorylation. The record is from RefSeq and is a predicted model, not a curated record. Gene Ontology annotation, cellular component: cytoplasm; nucleus. NCBI's taxonomy places the organism in Eukaryota, Metazoa, Arthropoda, Malacostraca, Decapoda, Penaeidae.